AUGCGGAUCCUGGCCAUCGAGCCUAUGCGGCCGGGGUCAGACCACGACUCGUUCAUCUGGCAAACGACCUGGCUGCGCCGACGGUUCCUGGCGGGGCGCAUUGCAGAGCCAGGCGAAUACCUGCUUGGUGACAGUGGCUACCCAUUGGAGCCGUGGCUCCUUGUCCCGGUCUCUGGCCAUCCUUCCGAGCACAGUGCUGAAGGCAGGUUCAACGCUGAGCACAUCACCAUGCGCUCCAUUGUGGAGCGGUGCAUAGGCAUGCUGAAAAUCCGCUUCCGGUGCCUGCAGCGUUACCGCACCCUCCACAACGAGCUAGAGCGUGCUGCUGAUAUUGUUGCAGCGUGUGCUUCACUUCACAAUCUUUGCUUAGGUGAGGGUGCCACUGAGCCGGUUGACGACUUUGAUGGCAUUGAAGACAUUUUCAGCAGCAGCAGCACCACCAGCAGCGAAGAUUCUAACGGGCCCCCAUUCCACAGGGCUUGA
Rhipicephalus sanguineus (brown dog tick) is the source of this 483-nucleotide messenger RNA. RefSeq names its product putative nuclease HARBI1. Lineage: Eukaryota; Metazoa; Arthropoda; Arachnida; Ixodida; Ixodidae. The record is from RefSeq and is a predicted model, not a curated record. The coding region runs from base 1 to 483 and encodes 160 amino acids. The transcript is spliced from 2 exons.